AUGGACUUGUUGUCUGUAGUUCAUUUACUUGUAUUAUUGAUGGGUGGGACGAAUGUACGCUCUGUGAAGUUGGGUCCAUGUAAUGGCAGUUGCAUCAGGUAUUCCCUUGUAAAGCUUUUGAGGCUUUUUGGGUAUGAUGCUGUUGUUUGUGUAUCAAGGUGGCAUCAUAGUGGCAAAGUCCCUGGAGUUGUCUAUGUUGGUUCCAUGACUCAGUUCAAACAAUUGCCUCAACUUAUGGUUGAAGAUGCUAGGUCAUCUCUCGAACAAAACUCGAUGAUGUUCCCUCUAUGGAGACCACUUGCUUAUUUGCAAGCAAAGUGCUACUCUGACACGACAUCAGCAUCAAUUCUUCUUCUUGCCAUUAGCAAUGCAAAUGACAUUUAA
Gossypium raimondii (Peruvian cotton) is the source of this 384-nucleotide messenger RNA. RefSeq lists its product as uncharacterized. The transcript is spliced from 2 exons. The record is from RefSeq and is a predicted model, not a curated record. The coding region runs from base 1 to 384 and encodes 127 amino acids. Lineage: Eukaryota; Viridiplantae; Streptophyta; Magnoliopsida; Malvales; Malvaceae.